CGCUAGGAAAAAUGCUUCGUAAAAUAACGGCACUGACUUGACGGUUCGCUUCCGAAUAUCACAAGUCUUCUUUGCCUCGAGGAUUGGAGCUUUAAGCAUGGCUAUCCACAACCCUCAACUUCAUUUCCGAUUGGUAGCUUAUUGUUCCACUUGAUCAGAAGUUUACAAGAGAUGAGUGCCGCGAAUGAUGCUGUGGCCGACCGUUUUCCUGAUUACUAGUAGGCAUUGAGCAGGAACAAAAUGGUACCUUACUGCAUUAUGUACAUCCGAGAGUUAGAGACCGGAGAUUGAAAUUCUCUCAGCGUCCCGUGACGUCCUGAACGCACGCGUCGAUUAUGAUCGAAAGUCAUUAUCCUCUUGUUUCUUGUAGGAGCAGGGGCUGCAGGGAUGGCCGAUGCUCGCCAACUCAUAAUAAUCAAGGUUUUUCGCAAAUACAGCCAUUCACUAGGUCCAGAUGCUCUGCAAUUUCUGGAAGAAAUCCUUGAAAGACAUGAUAUAGCGGACAAUGACGUGGAGUUCUCAAUCGAGACCAUUGCAAGGGAGUAUAACAAACAAGAUGAUGCUGCGAUGAAAGUUUCACUAGACAUCUUGCAGAGAGUCUACGACGCGUUGCAGGACCAAGGCAAUGCGGGGGAAGCAGAAGAACUAUUAGAUCCUGAUAGCCAUCUCUACUUUGUGGAUGCAUUUGAAAUGCCAUUGUGGCACUGGUCGCAGGAAAGAGGGUCAUUCGAGAAAUCUUCCAGCCCUCUUACUGUUGCAGGGAGCGCAGACUCACGAAUAGCGGCAGUACGCAACCGACUGCAUAUAAUCAAGCAGAGUAUCCUGCGGAACGAACACUUCUCCCCGUCUACUCUUCCAUCUCGAGACCGAGAACAUCUUGUCACGCUCAAAUCCACAAAGCAGCUGCUCGGUAGAGCCGGCGAACGCUUCUUACUCUUGGGAAUGCUUGCGCACAACAAAGAAGGUAAGUUGUGCUUGGAAGAUGCAGACGGAAGCGUUGAACUUGAUUUAUCCAAAAUGGACGAACCAGGCGAAGGAUUGUAUACGGAGGGGUGCUUCGCCCUUGUCGAAGGUGAAUACACUGAAGAUGGCAUCCUCGAGGUUGUAGCUAUGGGACAACCUCCCUGCGAGGAUCGGGAGACUGCCAGGUCAAUCUACGGUCACAUUGAUUUCUUGGGGCAAGGUUCAACCUCCCUACUUGAAGAUUCACAGUUCGCCCGUCGGAUUCGUGAAGAACUCUCCGACCUCUAUUUCUUCUUCCUUUCAGAUGUUUGGCUAGACCACCCUCAAAGCCUCGUUGGACUUCAGAAAAUGUUCGACAAUUGUAUCGAGAACAGCUUUAUACCUAAGGUCAUCGUUAUGUGCGGUAACUUCACGAGCAAAUCAAUAAUGCAGGGGAGUGGUAGAGACAUCCAGCGUUAUCAAGAAAACUUCGAUUCCCUAGCCGACUUGAUAGCAUCCUACCCGCAAAUUACUCGAGAAACGCACUUCGUCUUUGUUCCAGGACCUCUGGAUAUCACGGGCAGCAGUACCCUUCCCCGCAGACCAAUCUUAUCUACCUUCACGUCCCAUCUUCGCAGCAAGAUUCCAAAAGUUCACUUCACCAGCAAUCCUUGCCGAUUGAAGUUUUUUGGUCAGGAAGUUGUGAUAUUCAGGGAGGAUACCAUGGCACGAAUGUUGAGAAACACGAUUGGCAUAAAACCAAAUGUCACUGGUGAAGAUUUGAGACGAUAUUCGAUACUAGACCAAAGCCACCUUAUCCCACUUACUACACAUAUUCAACCUGUAUUACCAGACUUUGAUCAUGCACUCCGACUAUACCCUCUUCCAACCGCCGUGAUUCUGGCCGACAAGUACGAGAAGUACAAGUUGACGUAUUCAGGAUGUCACGUAUUCAAUCCUGGAGGGUUUGUUGGCAAUUCUUUUUCUUUUUCUACAUAUAGCCCUGCCGAGAGGAGUUCUGAAGAAGGGUAA
Suillus paluster is the source of this 1974-nucleotide messenger RNA. Its product is annotated as DNA polymerase epsilon, subunit B. Gene Ontology annotation, biological process: error-prone translesion synthesis; DNA-templated DNA replication. The coding region runs from base 388 to 1974 and encodes 528 amino acids. NCBI's taxonomy places the organism in Eukaryota, Fungi, Basidiomycota, Agaricomycetes, Boletales, Suillaceae. The transcript is spliced from 11 exons. The record is from RefSeq and is a predicted model, not a curated record. Gene Ontology annotation, molecular function: DNA binding. Gene Ontology annotation, cellular component: epsilon DNA polymerase complex.